AAAAUAUCAAGACAAGACAGACAGGUAAAACUACCCACUCAUUAAGCAGCAAAGCAAGCAAAAAUUUCCUUGCCUCUUCUUCUACUGUUCCUUCCACAGAUUUGGCAUCCUCUUCACGCUUAGGGUUUUCAAUCUCUCUUUCGGCCUUGCCUCUUAAAGAAAGGUUUGCAAGGGAAUGGGUUUUUACUUGUGAUUCGAAUUGCACAUGGAUUUGUAGCCUGGAUAAGCGAUUCAAUGCUCAAUUGACUGAGCAUUGCAUGUACACUUGGGGUUUUUAAUUGUUAUCUGUAAUUACUGCCAACUGUGAAGCUGAUAUGGAUGAUGGGGGGCAUCGUGAAAAUGGCAGGCAUAAAGCGGAUCAAUACAAAACAGCUCAGGGCCAGUGGCUGAUGCAACCACAGCCAUCCAUGAAACAGAUCAUGGCCAUCAUGGCUGAAAGAGAUGCUGCCAUUCAUGAGAGAAAUUUGGCCCUUUCAGAAAAGAAGGCGGCUAUUGCUGAAAGAGACAUGGCAUUCCUGCAGCGAGAUUCGGCAAUCGCUGAACGAAAUAAUGCCUUGCUGGAGCGAGACAAUGCUAUCACUACUCUGCAAUACCGGGAGAACUCCUUGCCAAGUGGUAACAUAACCACCUGUCCACCUGGAUUCCAUAACUCGCGUGGGGUGAAGCACAUGCACCACCAACAGCAGCAGCAUACACAUCAUCUGCCCCACAUGAAUGAAGGUCCAUAUGGUACUAGGGAAAUGCAGACAAGUGAUGCUUUGCCAGUAUCACCAGUUGCAUCUGAGGUUGCAAAGCCACAGCGGGGUAAACGACCAAAGGAUGCUAAGGCAACACCAUCUAAUAAAAAGACUUCAAAAUCUCCAAGGAAGGUUAAGAGGGAGAGUGAGGACACGGACAUGUUUGGGAAGUCACAUGAGUGGAAAAAUGGGCAGGAUAUGGACGGUGGAGGUGAUGAUCCAAACAAACAGCUGGCAGCAUCUAAGUCUGACUGGAAGGGUCAAGACCUGGGGUUGAACCAGGUUGCAUUCGAUGAAACAACCAUGCCAGCACCCGUGUGCUCAUGCACUGGAGUCUUCAGGCAGUGCUACAAAUGGGGAAAUGGUGGAUGGCAGUCUUCGUGCUGCACAACCACCUUGUCAAUGUAUCCUCUACCUGCUGUGCCCAACAAGCGCCAUGCUCGUGUUGGUGGGCGGAAAAUGAGUGGGAGUGCUUUUAGCAAACUGCUUAGCCGACUUGCAGCUGAAGGCCAAGAUCUGUCAAAUCCAGUUGAUCUCAAGGACCAUUGGGCCAAGCAUGGAACUAAUCGCUACAUAACAAUUAAAUAGAUGAAGCAAUCUGCAAAUCGAUGGAUAAAACAUGGGAACGGCAAGUAGUCUUCAGUUAGCUGUAUGUAUCCGCAAUUUUUCUUAUCUGCUGUGGGAUAAUAAUGAUUAGAUAACAGCCAUAAUGCAGGCUAUCAUGUAAGUGUCACCGACCACAUUUCUUUCUCCUUCACAUUGUCUUAAUGUCAUUGCUGACGUAAAGUGGGGGUGUACUUGUAGUAAUUAUCCUCUACCUCUAGUUAAAUGUAAAGGGUCCUUCCUUUAAGCUGGUCCUUUAAGCUGGUGUUAAGCUCCUAUGAAUAGAAGUUCCAUGUUAUAACAGAA
Messenger RNA from Populus nigra (black poplar), 1646 nucleotides. Its product is annotated as protein BASIC PENTACYSTEINE6-like. Gene Ontology annotation, biological process: response to ethylene. Gene Ontology annotation, cellular component: nucleus. NCBI's taxonomy places the organism in Eukaryota, Viridiplantae, Streptophyta, Magnoliopsida, Malpighiales, Salicaceae. The record is from RefSeq and is a predicted model, not a curated record. The coding region runs from base 315 to 1325 and encodes 336 amino acids. The transcript is spliced from 4 exons. Gene Ontology annotation, molecular function: sequence-specific DNA binding; DNA-binding transcription factor activity.